AUGAUUUGUGGGCUUGGGACUUCGCAAAACCACACCCCUGGGCAAGGGCUGUUUCAGAGAAAUACCAGGGAGGCCCUGACCUCUUCCUCAGAAGAUUCUCCAAGACUCUUGGGGUUUCUUGAGCUGGUGGUUCCUAUCCUGUCCAGCUCAUUCUCUUCAUCACAGGCAGCAUAUGAUCCAUUUUUGUCCCCAAACUUUCUGUUUAAAUCUAGAUGGAAGCUGAUUCUGCAUUUUCACCAGAGGGUAAUACUCAAGGUUUUUAUUUACACACCUGUAAUCAAAAUGCAAUACUAUAAACUUUUACUGGCGAGACUCCUGAACUCAGUCUGUUUUCUUCUAGUAAAACCCAGCACUUUCCUCCUCUUCAUUCUUCCCACCACUGUGGCUUUAGCUGUCUUCAAGUUCUUCCUCAUCUGCAUCUUCAUUGUCUUAUGUCUUCACCGUCUUUGA
Messenger RNA from Rangifer tarandus platyrhynchus (Svalbard reindeer), 450 nucleotides. The record is from the annotation of a GenBank genome assembly. Lineage: Eukaryota; Metazoa; Chordata; Mammalia; Artiodactyla; Cervidae.